Messenger RNA from Polistes canadensis, 5661 nucleotides. Its product is annotated as zinc finger protein 91-like. The transcript is spliced from 11 exons. Gene Ontology annotation, molecular function: DNA-binding transcription factor activity, RNA polymerase II-specific; RNA polymerase II cis-regulatory region sequence-specific DNA binding. Gene Ontology annotation, cellular component: nucleus. NCBI's taxonomy places the organism in Eukaryota, Metazoa, Arthropoda, Insecta, Hymenoptera, Vespidae. Gene Ontology annotation, biological process: regulation of DNA-templated transcription. Bases 396 to 5132 code for a protein of 1578 amino acids. The record is from RefSeq and is a predicted model, not a curated record.
GGAAAAGAUAGAGAGAGAAGGGAUCCUACGAAUGCACGAUACGUCAGCUCGAGCAGGCAGAGUAUCGAGUCUUUCGCCGUCGUACAUGUACACUGGUAUACGUAAUUGUGCGAAGACACGAUUUCGAAGAGGCUGUUGUUAAUUCAGCAGAGGUCUCAUCUAGUCUCUCAACAUCGGUCGACAUCGGUUCAGAUCGGUCGACCGGCCGAACCAAACAAGCUAUUUUCAUUCGGCCGAUAUAAUCGUAUGCCGUACUCGUAGCCGUCGAUCACCAUAUCGUUGUCGCUGGAAUUGUCACUCGAUUGGAAGAAAACUUACUCGAAACGACGACGGACGCGCCGAAAGAUAAAAGGAAACGUCGAUGUGUAUAUGGGAGCAAAAGAAAUUCCUUGAAGAUGUCAGGAAGACCGCCUCGUUUGCGGGCACUUCGACCUCGACCACAGCAGCAGCAGCAAGUUAAAACGGAUAUAACGCAAAAGAUGAUUACCGAUUUGGAAGAUAAUGAAGCAGAAAGUGAAACGAAAAAUGAUCCUGUUAAUAAUCAACUCAAGGAAAAUAAGAAAAUCGGAGAAUCUUAUAGUAACGAUGAUCACCAGAUGGAAAAUCAAAAUGUUAAUGGCAAAUCUUUUUCUACUCUGGAAUUGUUUAACAUGAAAGACAUCAAUGAAGAAGAAUCCUUGAAGGAUCAAUCGGACUUUAAUGUUUAUUUGGAGCAAGUGAAAAAAGAACAUCAACAAAUGAACAAAAGCGUUCAUGAUACAAGUGAAAAUCAAUGUCCUAUGUGCCCUUAUGAUGCACUAUCUUCACGUGAUCUGGAAACUCAUCAACGAGUACAUCAUUUUAAACGAAAAUUCUUUCGUUGUGCUAAGUGCUCUUAUGUUACGCAUGUGCGAGCACGUUAUACAAAGCAUGUCAAAUAUCACUCCAUGCCAAUGAUCAAGUGCGAUGCCUGUGAUUUUAGUACACCAUAUAAGUGGAACUUGGAUCGACAUACACGUAAUCACGGUGGCGGAGGGACUUUUCAAUGUAGAGCAUGUAAUUUUACUGCUGAUAUUCGACAAAGUUUAACGGUGCACGAGACCAACCAUCACGAGCCUCCAGUAGGUCAAUCCAGUCGCAGAAGCAAUAUGCCAUUUGAGCGUAAACCACGCAAUAGUCCAAAACGUUAUAAUCAGGUUGGUGCAAGUGAUUUUCGGGAACCUACCGGUGCGACUGGAAAUACUACUGCUAUUAAUCUUGGGGAAUCUUUCAAUACCGAUCAAUCAAUUGACGAUAAGAAAAGUGUACUUGCAGGUGCGGAUUGCAUUCCUUUAAAAUGUGAAGAGAAAGCUUGUCAGUUUGUAACAUCUUGGGAUUCUGAAAUGCAACGUCACUUGGCAGAAUGUCACGCACCAAUCGCCUUGAACAAAUCGAGAAAACCACUGCCAAUGUUAAUUCCAUUAAAUCCAGUGAACAAUAAAUCUAAUACUAUAUUAAAUAGUAAUACACCAGCUACAUUGUUAAAAGUUCCACGCGUUAGAGUGAGACCUGAACUUGCUCAAAUUGCAAGAGAUACCGAAAUGGCUAAAUUGUAUGGGAAUAAAGAGAUGAACUCUAAGAAGAAUGUUAAUAGCGUAGUAAAUGCAUUUGAAAGAAAAAAUGCCUCCUUUUUUGAUAAACUUAAAGAAAAAUUAUCAUCGUCAGUGGCCAUGAACAAAGGGAUGCCAGAGGUAGCUGUAAGUAACAUGAUUGAUCUGAAAUGUUGGUGUACAUUUAAAGCUAGUAGCAUGGAAGAACUGGCUUCUCACAAACAAACACACCACACUGCUCUCAGUGUAUCUGUGGGCAUGUCACGUUGUCCUAAGUGCAGGAGACGUUGCAAGAGUACAACUGAUCUUGAAGUACACAUGCAGUAUUGUCAGCAAACAAGCAGAGAAUCACCGGUUGAUAGUAGUUUUGAGAAGGUUACUGAGUGCUCGGAACUUCGCAUGACUGCAUACAGUAGUGAAUAUACGUUUCCUUCUCAUUUGGAAUGGGACACCAGCCUUGGAGGGCACAAUUCUUCUGGAUCUUCGGUCGAGGGAACUUCUGCGCAUCCAAAUGGACGACGAGUAUUCAAGUGUCCUCAUUGCCCAUUUUGGGCAUCAACUGCAAGUCGUUUUCAUGUGCACAUAGUUGGUCAUUUAAAUAGGAAACCGUUCGAGUGUUCUCUCUGCGCAUAUCGUUCUAAUUGGAGAUGGGAUAUUACAAAGCAUAUUAAGCUUAAAGCAGCUAAAGAUCCGGUGCAUUUGACUGCUAGAGUACUUAUGACUGAUGAAACAGGUCGACGAAAUUAUUCGAAAUAUAACAAAUACCUUGCACAGGUUGAGCAACAAGUAUGGGAUGAUCAAAAUAUGGAGGAAAGAAGUAUAGAAGAAGUAAACUUUAGUGAACCUCCAACUAAAGUGUUAAUUCUGAGUAAUAAAGAUUACUCACAGACUGCUGAACUUCCUUCUUCCGUUGAUUCUAAGUUAAUAACAAAUAAUGACAAUCGCAAUGAAAACAUCAUAUCUUUAAGACAUCCACCUCCGUUGAAAGUUUCCGUUAAAAAUCGUGGACAAUCUUUGCUUAAAAAUAAUACCACUAAUGUACAAAAUUCAAGUAUAUCUAUCUCGACCUCUACAACGGUAUCACCAACAAACACUACAACAAUAACUAUGGAUGAUAACAAGCGUACUAUGUGGAAAUGUAAGAAAUGUAAUUAUAAAGAUUCUAAUAAGGAUACAGUUCUGUUGCACGUAAAGUCUCAUUAUGAAGCCAUUGAUCAAAAUGUCAAUGAAGAAAGGAACAUCUACGGCUGUGGAGAUUGUCCAUUUUCUGCAUCAGAUACAGUAUCUUUAUCAAUGCAUAGAGUGCAUCAUCGUCCAAAUAAUAAUGCAAUAUUUAAAUGUUAUCUUUGUCCAUAUUACGUUAAUACAAAAGCCGAGUUAUUGGAACAUGCAAGACUUCAUGGAGAGGAAUUAGCAGUUGUACAUCAACAGAAUAUGGAUUUUCGCAUGCCUGUUUUAAAGUCCAAGUUACAGACUAUAAAUUCUGAAGACGGUGAUAAUAAUAUAAAGAAAGAAACUACCAUAGAACAAAAUAUUCCUACUACGUCAAAAAGCAAUGGAGCAUCCUUAUCGAGCGUACCAACGACAAGUUCGAAUAGAAAAAAUCCUGUUCUUUUGGACACGCGUCACCUACCUGACGCGCCAUUGGUGUGGGUAACGAGACCGGACGGUACCUUAAUUAAAAUGUUAAAAUGUCGAUACUGUCCAUAUGUGACUUCUCGUCGUGCGGAAGUUUGCGAUCACGAGAUGAUGCACGUUGAUUAUCCAAGUCAAGAUCCCUUCUUUACUUGUGAUAAUUGCAGUUACACCAGUGCCCAUAGAGAAGUGAUGAACGCCCACGUGGAUAUGCAUUCGGGUUCUUCAGGUAUUGUUCACUGCCUUGUCGAUCAAGCACGAUCGGAUUCACAACAGCUUAAUGAUUUGUUGGCAUUACUUAAUCUUACACAUAUGCCAGCCUUGGGAGCAGAACCGGAUCUGCGUGAUUUGAGAUUAGUAUAUUGUUGCGGUAAAUGUCCAGCACGGUUUCUCUGUGAAAAAGAAUUGAGAAUACAUCUGCGUUAUCAUAUGACCGAGUUAGCUUACAUGUGCCAGUGGUGUUCGUAUGCAGCACGCCAGCCAGCUCAUCUUGUUGCCCAUCAGAAAGCACACUCUACAGAAUAUCAAGAACGUACUAAAUAUUUGUUGACUUUGCAUGGCUAUUCUCAAAGAUUUCCACCUCCUCCAACUGCAUGUGUUGAAGCCAGCGAUCAAGAAUUCAAUGACACUUCUAAUAACGUCGCCUGGAUCGUAAUUAAAGUAUCUGAAGAUUCAUCCUAUUCAACGAACUCUUCCUCUUUUUCGGGGACGUCUGCUCAACGAUCCAACAAUCAAGUGUUCACCUGUGCUAAGUGUCCAGCACGAUAUUUCAAAUUAGAUGCUUUAGAAUAUCACAUGACUUUACAUGGAUCUAACAAUCGUUUCAAAUGUUCCGAAUGCGAUUACUCAUCGAAAACAUCACAAAAUUUAAUAAAACAUCAAGUGGUACAUCGAAGGCAUAACGAAACCAACGGCAUGGCCUCGUCUAACUCUUCCACCUCGACAUCUCUACCUGAUCCCCAAUUCGGUGUAUUUAUGCGUGGUAAUCCUAAUUUCGUUUAUCCAGGUUAUUUACGUAACGGUAGAUUGAAGGAAAAACGUUACAAAUGUCAUAAGUGUCCGUCGGCGUUUGAAAAACGCGAACAGUAUAGAGUUCAUUUGACGUUGCAUGGCGCCAAACAACGAUAUCGGUGUGAUACAUGUGAUUACUCCGUCAAAUAUUACGCAAAUUAUAUUCAACAUCUAAAGAAACAUCAGGCUAAUGCGGAAGCACAAGCAUCUAGACGACGAUUAGAGGAUGACACUAUAUCGGUUGAUAGCGAUGGUAUCACCGAUCUUUCCAUGUCGAAUUUUCGUUCUGGUAAAACAAUUGGAUCUGGUACAGCAGCAGCAUCUGUUACGACAAUUUCUAUGUCAACCAUAAAUACAAUAGCCGGUAGUGGCGGUAUAACUUCUAUUUCGACUCCAUUGAAUUCUAUGCACGUUUCCAAUCAAGAUAAACAGGCAUUGAUAUUAAUGCAGAAAAAAGGAAUGUUACCGUCGUCGAACGAAAUUGAUAUCGAAAUAAUUCGUUGCCAGAAUUGUCCGUUUUCAACAACUGAUAAGGAAGCCAUGGAUGCUCAUAAAAGACGUCACGGAAUUGAACGGAUGACACCAUCCUGUCCACAUUGCGAUUAUAUUCCUCGAAGGGAUGAAAACGUGGGCGAACAUAUCAGAUUGCAUUUUACCCGACUAUACAAGCCUGAGUCUUAUCUUAUCAUAGAGUUGCUUACUUUAACGAUGAGAAAGGUUGCUGUUAACGGGAAAGAAGAUCAGAAAAAAAAUAAUAUGGAAUUACUUUUUAAAGAGUGCUCCGAUGGAAGAUUCUUCCCUCUAACAGACGGAAAUUCCAGCUCGUUUAACGUUAAUGCGUCGCAUAUUAAUAAUUGUAAAGAGAAAGUUAUAGUAGAUCCAAAUACGGGAGAGACCAAGCAACGCUUUUUUGUUUAAAUUAUUUAGAUGUAAAAUAUGAAAGAAACGCCCAUUGUGCCAUCUAAAUGAACGGUAUCUUUAAAUAUAUAUGAUUAUAUGGUAUCUGUUUCAAAUUUCGUAUAUCUUCUUUUAAGAAGGAGAAGAAGAAAAAGAAAAAGAAAAAGAAUAUAAACCAUUUAGCCAUAUCAAGUAUGAUCUAAAUGAUGUAAGAAACACUCAUACGUCGAUUUUAAAUAACGCUUAUGUACUAUGCAUAAAUCUGUGCUAGAAUUUUGUUGCAAUAUAGGCAUAAUUUUUUAGUUUUAGGCAUCAUAGUGCUUUUUAUAGUUAUUUUCUUUUUCUAUCUUAUAUAAUAGAAUAUUAAAGUGAUAUAUUCUUUUGUUAUAAGCUGAUUUGUAAAGUUAAUGUAUCUAUAAAGACGAUAAUAAUAAUUGUUAUCAAUAAAAGACCAAUAAACGCUCCAUCAUCUUUGUAAAUAUAACAACGACUAUGAUCUUUAAAAUUAUGCUAAAAAUAUACUUAUAGCUAAUAAAUCGUUAUAUUCAAU